Dracunculus medinensis (Guinea worm) is the source of this 336-nucleotide messenger RNA. Lineage: Eukaryota; Metazoa; Nematoda; Chromadorea; Rhabditida; Dracunculidae. The record is from the annotation of a GenBank genome assembly.
AUGGUAAAUGAACUGCAACCAUCAAAAAAUGAUGAAAAAUUUGUUGGGAUUGGAAGUCAUAAGGUGGUUCGCGAUCUGAAGAGAUUUCAAUUAACAGCGAGCAGUAAUGAAGUGGAAAGGAAAUUCAGUGAAAUGGAACAUGGAUAUGAACUAGAAAAUCCAUCAAAUAAUUUAAGACGACGUUCAUUGAAUUCAGAUCAACUUAUAUAUUCUUCCAAUUUCGGCGCUGAUCCAGUUCUAGAAUCGUCUUUAGCUUUACGUAAACUCUCUGAAGCAUUUGGUAUAGAGCAACAGCAAUUUGAUUUGCGCGGAUUGCGCGGAUGUCUUACAAAUUAA